Molecule: messenger RNA, 4999 nt
Organism: Drosophila nasuta
Lineage: Eukaryota; Metazoa; Arthropoda; Insecta; Diptera; Drosophilidae
Gene: Tango1
Product: transport and golgi organization 1
Exons: 7
Coding region: 141-4760 (1539 amino acids)
Biological process (GO): protein secretion; vesicle cargo loading; endoplasmic reticulum to Golgi vesicle-mediated transport
Cellular component (GO): endoplasmic reticulum exit site; endoplasmic reticulum membrane
Source: RefSeq, a predicted model, not a curated record
ACAGCAGCUGUUGUGAACGAAAAGCCAACUCAGCUAAUGUGAAGAAAUUUUUUUAUACACAAAAAAUUUCGCACACACAAAACCACAGCUGCGAUUUAUUAAAAUUUAAUUGUUAAAUAGUGCGCGAAAAACAAUGCAAAAUGCGGCCAACAAAAGCGAACGCCCAAACCAAAACGCUGCGGAGUGAUAGUGCCAUUUCAUCAUCAUCAUCAUGCUUGACCAUAACACUUUUAGUACUUUCCCUUUUAUCAUGUCUUCCAACAACGACGUGGGCUGCUUUGUCCGACAAAAGACUGUGCGCUGACGAAAAAUGUGAACAGAUCAUCUCGAUGGGUAGCGCCAAAAUCAAUUAUGCAUCCGGUGAGGCGGGCAUGAUAUCAUUUAAAAUCCAUUCACCGGUACGCAUCCUUUCCAAAAGUGCGGGUAGCAAUCCCAAAUUAUGGGGUGUGGAGGUCAAUGGAAGGCGUGGCUAUGCCAACAAAGAUUUCAUUAUGGAAAAGAAGAUCUUCGUUAGCGAAAAGGAUCUCAAGUACGAAUUGCCAGUGGCGGGUGCGUUGCCAGCAGCCAAAGUGAAUAAUCCCGAACAGGCUGAACAAAAGAAAUUGGAGGCGGUAGAGCAAGUGCAGCCACCAGUGCUGAAUGCUUCCGAAGGCGCAGAUGAUCUUGCCACGACGACAACGUCACCACUGGACGCAUUGAAGCUGUCAUUGCUCACCGAACAAACGGAUCAAUCGGGCAGCAAUGAGGCAACAGCCUCAACACCAAUAACGCCAGUUCAGCCCAAUAUUCAGCUGGUUGAUGGCACCGAACUGCCGCUGGAAGUAUUGCCGGCUACCACGGAAGCGAGUGCGAAUCUCACCGAGCCAGCAAAGCAAGCUGUAAAAAUCGAUGAAUUGCCAACGACCACAAUUAGCAGCGAUGAAGAGUUUGAUUACGAAGAAGAUGACAGUGAUGUCUACGAAGAAGCCGACAACAACGACGACGACGCGGAUGCGACACUCGAUAGCAAAGAUAACGACAUACCAAACGAUCGACAAGCUGAUAACAAAGCAGCAGCAGCUGCGAAAAUCGAGGCCAGCAUCUUAUCUAGUCAGGCAGCAGAAAAAAUUCAAAAUUUGUCGAUUGAAGCAGAGGCAAAGCAUGCAGCCUCUGUGGAGACGCCAACACCAAUAGCAGCUGCGCCAGAAGCAGCUGCUGCAGCACCGUCUGUGUCUGGAUUGGAGCAGCAGGCACAGUUGAAGAAAGACGAAGAAAAGAUUGUUCAAUCUGCUGCAGAACCAGCAAAGGAGCUGCCAAUUGUUAAAGCAGAAGUUGAGGAACCUAAGGUGCAAAUUGAGGAGCUGUCCGCUGUGAAUGCAAUCAAAGAUGAGCAGCCCAAAGAGCCAGCUCAAGAUAUGCCUGCUGUAAAAGAUGCCGCUGAUCAGCAACUUAAAAAGGCAGUUGAUGAUCAACCUACAAUUCAAGCUGCAGCUCAGCCAGCAAUUGAAACUCCUGUUCAACCUGCAGUUGAUACAGCAACUCAGUCUGCAACUCCUGCUCAACUUGCCAUUGAAAUUCCUACUAAACCUGCCGUUGAACCUGCUGCUCAACCUGCAAUUGAAGCAGCUGUUCAACAGGAAGCUUCCCAAAACGCAGCCAAACAGACAACGGAUGAAAUCGAUAGUUUUGAAGCAAUUGCCGCGCUGCACUUGCAGGAUACACCUCCAGCAGCUCAAGUGAAUGAAGUGGUAAGCAAAGAGCCGGUGCAAGUUGCUGAUGAGAAGCCGCAGGUUGAAGCUACGCCUGUUCCUGAAGCGCUUCAAGUAGAGAACAAUGCCUCAGUGGAAGCUUCAGCUGAGCAAGCACAGCCGGAUAUUGCAGCUCAAGCAGAGGCACAGAAAGCAGAGGAACAGUUGAAGGUGGAGACAACAACAGAGACAGCUAAGGAGGAGAAGCCUGCAGCAGAUUUGCCCGUGGAAACAAAAGUUCUCGAAGAUCUGCCAGUUGAAGCACAGCCAGUGGUAACUGAAACAGUUGAAGUGCAGCCUGUAGAGGAAAAACCUGUUCCCGUUCAACCCAUCGAACAGCAGCCUAAGCUUGUAAAACCCAUCGAAGAGCAGCCCGUACUUGUCCAACCAGUCGAGCAGCAACCUAUCCUUGCACAACCCAUUGAAGAGCAGCCCAUUCCUGUCGAGCAGCAACCUAUUCUUCCACAGCCUCUCGAAACUCAACCACAGACUGAUCCCGUUCCAGUUCCUGUUGAACCUCAACCAAUUGAGUCCCAGCCAGCUGUAGAGCAGCCACCUUCAAGCUUGCCACCACUGUUCAACAAAGAAAACUUUAACGAUCCCAAUGAGUACUACAAACAGCUGCAAGAGCAGCAUCUGGAGCAGGCCUAUAAACGCCUGGAGAAGCCGCGGACAACACCAACGCCUGCCUCCCACGAUGCCUAUGAAGCAGUGUACGAGCAGGAAGCAACGCCAGCUCCUGUUGUUGUCGUUGAAGAGGUUCUGGCAACGGGUAGCGUGGAGCCUAUUGGACAGCAACCAGUUGUCAGCAAGGAAGAAGCUGGUCCCGGACUAUUUACUACCAUCAUGGAUACGGUGAACUCAUUCAUAAGCAAUCAAGGGCAAAAGGAACCAGAAACUGCGCCACUAACAGACAAUGAUGAGCUGCAUCGUUUGCUCUAUCCUGAUCGACCUCUGGCAGGAGCAAUUGAAACUCCACCGCAGGAGGAAGGCUAUUGUAAGCGUCCCUUGCCGGGCAAUUGUCAUGCCUCGAUUAACCUGGACAAUUUUGCUGAAAUCUUUGCCGCCAAGGUUGUGGAUCACAGUGUUUUGUUGCUCUGUGUAGGCAUUGCAGCGGCCUCCUCGUUGUGCUUCAUUAGCUUCUAUUAUUGCUGCUGUAAUGGCAGCCAAGAGGGCGCUUUGCUUGCCAAGCUCAAUCAUUUGGAGCGCAGUCUGCUGGCCUCACAUAAGGAGAACUUGAUACUGAAGCAUGAUCUGAUGACAACGCGCACCAAACUGUCGAGCAUUGAGGACAACUCGUUUGGCUCCAAUGACAUGGUGGCGGCAUUGAAAAAGCAGCUGGAAACCGAGCUCUACGAAAAGGCCAAGCUGCAGGAGCAAGUGACAUCGCUAGAAAAGGACUUGGAUAAUGCUGCUGAAGCCGGCUUGGAACUGAAUAAAAUGCUGUCCGAGGUGUUGAACGGACAAAAUGGUGAUGAGGCCUUUAUGAACACUGUGGAAGAGCUGCAGCGACAGCUCAACGAUCAGGAAAAAAUCAUCAUCGAGAUCAACGGCAGUCUGGCGGAUAAGAGUCGCGAGAACAGCGAACUGCAAUACACGUAUACAGAGUCAACGACACGUUUAACAAGCGAAAUGAAAUCACUGCAGCAAGACAACUAUGAACUGGAAAUGGAAAAAGCGAAAUUGCAAACACGCCUCGAGGAAAUGCAAGCGGAAACUGAACAAGAAUUGGCCAAGGCGCUUGAGGCACGCAACUAUGAGAUGCAACGACUGCAGCAUCAGAUCAUGGAGUCCAAUGCCAAGCUGGACAAGGAGCACAGUGAACUGCAAACGAGUCUGGCCAAGAUCGAAUCGCUCGAGGAGUGCCUGAAGCUGCUCAAACAGCAGGAUGGCAACCUCAAUGUGAAGGAGCUGAUCAAGUCGGCCAAGACACGGGGUGAACUGCAUGCGACACAGCAAAAGUUUGUGGCACUCCAGACAAAGCUGGAGCAAGAGCAAGCGGCCAAGACGCGACUGGAGAGUCAGCUGCAGGCCUCAAGUGCCGAUGUGGAGCAGCUGAAGCAGGACUUUAAUCAAUCGGAGCGAGAUAAGCUCGAGGCGCAAACGCGCCUAGAAGUGCUCUCUGGCUACUUUAGGGAGAAGGAAACGGAGCUGCAAAAGGAGCUGAGUCUGCAGGAGGCAAAGUGGCUGCAGCAUCAAGGCGAGAAUGCCAGCACUGUGGAGACGCAAACGCUGAUGAAGAACGAAAUUCAGACGCUAAAAUCUCAAAAUGAUGAGCUGCGCGCCGAGAUCGAGGCGCAGAUUGCCUCCCACAAGGCGCAGAUGGGCACGCUGGAGAAUCGCGCCCAUGAAUCGUGGCUGGCUGCCCGGCAAUCCGAGCGCCGAUGCGAGGAGGCGCAAGCCGAGGCCGCCGGUCUGCGACGCAAGCUGACCACGAUGGCCAGCGGAGGCGCUGCCGGCGAUAUGUCAUCGCUGGAACAGCUGCCGGCGAGUGCAAAUGGCAGCAUGUUGGCCACGGAGCUGAACAACAAUCCGUCGCCAUUGCCGUUGCCGCUGCCGGUUUCGGUGUCGCCGGGCCUGAUAAACAUGCCCAAUCCACUGCCAUUCCUGCCGCCACCCUUCUCGCUCAUGGGUCUGCCGCCACCGUUUAUGCCACCCGCCGGAGGCGCAGGAGGUGCCCGAUUGCCACCCCUGGGACGCAUGCGUUCGCCACCACCAGCGUCGUCGUCACGCGGCGGCGAUCGCUACGACGAUCGUGAUGAUCGCGACGAUUACAGCGACUACGAUGAUUACGAUGAUGAGGAGGAGGACGAGCGUUUGAUGGAUCGUCGCAGGCGGCACAGCGGUAGCUGGGGACGAGGCGGCGGGGGAGGACAUCGCGAUGAUUACAUGCAUUCGCCGCGCACGUAUCGCUCGUUGUCGCCAUCCGACAGUCGCUACAACUACAACGAUACGGAAACGGACUUUAGUCCACCGCCGAGUCCGUUGCCGCCAGCGCCACGCAAGAGUUCGCGACCCCUCAACGAAGUAUGAAGUAUGAAAUGUUGCGGCCACCAAUGUACUUUGUACUCUUAGUAGUCGAGUGUGCAGCAAACAACUCAAACAAACUAGUUCAAAUCUAUGUAUGUGUAUAUUUAUUAAUGAUCAUCAUCGGGUUCACAUAGCUGACAAACUGAAACUGAAAUGAGAAAAAUACAAAAAGAAAACUCCACAGCGAACUCCAAAACUCCACAGCAACCACACCUAGUUGAGGCAUCAUUAUUAGUGUAAAA